AUGAAAUUUCCUGCAAGAGAACGCGUCGAUGACUGGCGGGGGCGUCUCCCGCCCUACGGCAAGCCUGUGCUGCCCGCGCAGGAGGAGCCCGUCGCCCCGGUGCACCGUCUCGAGACGGUGCCGCCGCGCCGCCGUUCGGCCCUUGGCGUGGGCCUGCUCGGUCUGGCACUCGGCGCGGGGGUGGCUGCCCUCGUGCUGGCCAACCGAGAUGACCCGCGCAGCCUGGGCACGCAGCUCGACGACACGAUCCGCCAGGUGCGUGGUGUCGGCAGCGACGUCCAGCAGACCGUGGCAGACACCCAGAAUGCGGCCGCUCAAGCCUCGCGUCAGGCGAUCGAUGGAGUCAGCACUGCGCUGGACGACAGUGCGAUCAGUCUCAAGGUCAAGACGGCGCUCGCGGCGGACCCCGCCUUGAGCGCAGCCAAGAUCGACGUGACGACGACCGGUGGUGUCGUCCGCCUGGACGGCCCGGCGCCCGAUGCGGCUGCCAAGGACCGCGCCACGGUGCUGGCCAGCGCGCCGCGCGGUGUGCGGGCGGUCGACAACCGGCUCGCCCUGCCGCAGCCGGGCAAGGUGGUGGCGGUCGUGGAGCCCGCCGCGCCAGCGGCAAAUCAGCACUGA
This is a messenger RNA of Ostertagia ostertagi, 621 nucleotides long. The record is from the annotation of a GenBank genome assembly. NCBI's taxonomy places the organism in Eukaryota, Metazoa, Nematoda, Chromadorea, Rhabditida, Trichostrongylidae.